This is a messenger RNA of Belonocnema kinseyi, 746 nucleotides long. RefSeq lists its product as uncharacterized. The record is from RefSeq and is a predicted model, not a curated record. The coding region runs from base 24 to 545 and encodes 173 amino acids. NCBI's taxonomy places the organism in Eukaryota, Metazoa, Arthropoda, Insecta, Hymenoptera, Cynipidae. The transcript has 4 exons.
AAAAUCGAUCAACGAUUGAGAAAAUGAAAAAUUCUAAAAUGGAGAUUUCGAUUUCUCUGUUGUCACCAUUUAUUAUUUGGAACCUGGGAUUAGUAUGGGUUGAAACAUUUAUCGAGCCCAUAUCAUCGGUAGUGAGACAAAAUUAUAAUUUAACAUAUGAUGAAUUACAUCAAAAAUGCGUUAAAAAAGGAUUUUAUAAAUCGAAUGAAAUUUACAAUAUCAUUUUAAAAACUAAUGAAGUUCUUAAUGAAGUUUCAAAGUAUAUAGUUAAAGAGGCAAGAAAAAAUUCAACAGACACUGAAGUGAAUUGGUCUGAACUGAUUGAUGAAAUAUGUCUUCAAGAUCCCACUAUAAGAGACAACUCAAAAUCCGUUAUUGAUAAAGUUCAGGAAUGUCUGGACGAGAAAGAUCAACUAAGUGAAGAAAAGAAGGAAGAAGUUGAAGAAAAUCUGCCGAAAAUAAUUUGUGAAAAUGUGAAAGUAUUAGCACAAUCUCAGUAUACUGCAGAAGAGCCUGGAAAAUCCCCGGAGAAUAAAAGAAAGUAAUAAAGCUUAAAGUUGUACGAAAUAUCUAUUACAUAAACAAAUCCAUUAUUCUAUGCGUUUGAAAAUCAUGUAUUCAAAAGGUAUUCAAUAAAUUUGCAGUAAAGUUAAAAAGAAAAAUGACAAAAAAUUCUUGAUAGAAAAAGUAAUUUAUUGUUUUAAGGGCUUUAAUAUGAAUUAUUUUUGCUUGAAUACAAAAUAUGU